GUAUUUGCAUAUCCCCGCCCGUCGAGUGGUUCUGCAGUGGUUGGAGAAGGCUUGUGCGAGCGAGCUCUCAAAUUGCGCGCACUAAGUUGGAGAGGCUCUGAGACUCCGGAGGAAGAUUCGCCUGUUGACUGUCGAACGAGUGAAAAGAACUGCUACAUUACACAUGUGUGCACAUCUGCUCAAACGGUUUCUCGUUAAUAAUUUAGCCUGACUUUCUUUGUGCGCGUGAAUGUAGCCAAUCUUUUCUGUUCAUUCCGUUAAACGCAAGGCACAGCCCACAAUUAUGAGGUGCAGCCAUGGCAGGCAAGGGUAAGGCAGCCGCGAGGACGCUGGAGGAUUUGACGCUCGAUUCCGGUUAUGGUGGAGCGGCGGACUCGUUUAGGUCGUCCAGCGUGUCGCUCUGCUGUUCCGACACGCACCCGUCGUUUCCGCAUGGGGGAAACUGCUGGCAUCUGACCGAAUCCAUGCACAGCAGACACAACAGUCUGGACACGGUGAACACCGUGCUGGCGGAAGACACGGAGAUCCUCGAGUGCUCGGGCCAAUGUGCCAAGCUGCCAGAGCUCGAGGAGGUGCCGUGGAGCGUGGCCGAGGUGGAGGGCGCGCUGCGGAAAGACGACGAGGUGGUGCGCUCAGCCGGCGCGUCUCGCGAGAUCGUGGCCAAGCUGUCUGCGCUGCUGAGCCGCGCGCUAGUCAGGAUCGCCCGUGAGGCGCAGCGUCUGAGCCUGCGCUACGCCAAGUGCACCAAGCACGAGGUCCAGAGCGCCAUCAAAGUGGUGCUGUCAUGGACCAUCUCCGCCAACUGCGUGACUGCGGCGCUCGGUGCGCUCUCGCUGUACAACAUGAGCACGGGCGAUCGCUUCAGCCGAGGCAAGUCGGCGCGUUGCGGUCUCGUCUUCUCCGUGGGCAAGUUCUUCCGGUGGAUGGUGGACAGUCGUGUGGCUUUGAGGAUCCACGAGCACGCCGCCAUCUACCUGACCGCUUGCAUGGAGACCCUCUUCCGCGAGGUGUUCGGUCGCGUACAGAGGAGCGCACUCGUGGAAAAGGAAAACGGAGUUCCCAAGCUCACAGUCGAGUCCCUGGAACAAGCGAUCAACAACGACUCAGAGCUAUGGGGUCUGCUGCAGCCCUACCAGCAUCUCAUCUGUGGCAAAAACGCAAGCGGUGUGCUGAGCCUGCCGGACAGCCUGAAUGUACACCAUGAUCAGCAAAGAGGGGGGAAGAAUGCAGAAGGUCAUGUCUUUACCCAGGCUGAACUGCGCACCAUUGAACAAUCUCUCCUGGCCACCCGUGUGGGGAGCAUUGCUGAGCUAAGUGAUCUGGUGUCUCGCGCCAUGCACCACCUCCAGCCCCUCCACAUCAAGAGCCCAACCAAUGGCACGCCGGUGCACCAGAACCGUGGAGGACCUAUACACUGGGAACCGGAGGCUCUGUACACCCUCUGCUACUUCAUGCACUGUCCCCAGAUAGAGUGGGAGAACCCCAACGUGGAGCCGUCCAAGGUCACCCUGCACACAGAAAGGCCGUUCAUCGUGCUGCCUCCACUAAUGGAGUGGAUUCGGGUGGCUGUAGCACACACUGAGCACCGGCUCAGCGUUUCUGUAGACAGCGAUGACGUGAGACAGGCCGCCAGACUGCUCCUGCCUGGAGUGGACUGCGAGCCGCGGCAGCUAAAAGCAGAUGAUUGCUUCUGUGCCACACGAAAGCUGGAUGCAGCCUCCACAGAGGCCAAGUUUCUGCAGGACCUGGGCUUUCGGAUGCUCAACUGUGGUCGCACUGACCUCGUCAAGCAAGCAGUUAAUCUCCUGGGACCUGACGGCAUAAACAGCAUGAGUGAACAGGGAAUGACCCCGCUCAUGUACGCAUGUGUCCGUGGUGACGAGGCCAUGGUACAGAUGCUGCUGGACGCUGGGGCUGAUAUCAAUAGUGAGGUUCCCAGCUCAAUACACAGACACCCCUCAGUUUAUCCUGACACCAGGCAGGGGACUCCACUCACUUUCGCCGUGUUGCACGGACACGUCGCUGUCGUGCAGCUGCUACUGGAUGCUCGAGCCAACGUGGAGGGGGCGUUGCAGGAUGGCGCUGAGAACUACGCUGAAACACCGCUCCAGCUGGCCUCUGCUGCAGGCAAUUUUGAGUUGGUCAGUCUACUUUUGGAGAGGGGAGCAGACCCCUUAAUUGGAACCACAUAUCGCAAUGGCAUUACUUCGGCUCCUUUAGGGGAUAUGAACUCGUACAGCCUCGCUGCAUCACAUGGGCACAGGAACGUUUUCCGGAAGCUUCUGUCCCAGUCGGAGAAGGACAAAGGAGACAUGAUGUCUCUAGAGGAGAUCCUGGCUGAGGGCUCGGAGGCUGGCGGGGAGAAACGAACAAGCCACUCGGAGGGCACCCUGCGCACAGGCAAGGCGAAACUGAGGGCCCUCCGAGAGGCCAUGUACCACAGCGCCGAACACGGCCAUGUGGACAUUACCAUAGACAUCCGCAGCUUGGGUGUACCGUGGACUCUGCACACAUGGCUGGAGUCUCUGAAGACAUGCUUUCUGCAGCAGCGACGGCCGCUGAUCCAGGGCUUGCUUAAAGACUUUAGCUGCAUCCAGGAGGACGAGUACACUGAAGAACUCAUCACACAUGGCCUACCGCUUAUGUUCCAGAUCCUCCGGGCCAGCAAGAACGAAGUCAUCAGCCAGCAGCUAGCUGUAAUCUUCACCCAAUGCUAUGGACCAUUUCCAAUUCCCAAACUGACAGAGAUCAAAAAGAAACAAACCUCACGACUGGAUCCACACUUCCUGAAUAACAAAGAGAUGUCAGAUGUGACAUUCCUGGUGGAGGGAAAACCAUUUUAUGCCCACAAGGUUCUGCUCUUCACAGCAUCAGCGAGGUUUAAGUCUCUGCUCUCCAAUCGACCCGCUGCAGAGAACACAUGCAUUGAAAUCAGUCACGUCAAGUACAACAUUUUUCAGUUGGUGAUGCAGUAUCUGUACUGCGGUGGCACUGAGUCACUGCACAUCAGAAACACUGAAGUCAUGGAGCUCCUGUCUGCAGCCAAGUUCUUCCAGCUUGAGGCCCUCCAGCGACACUGUGAGAUCAUCUGCUCCAAGAACAUCACCAUAGAAACCUGUGUGGACAUUUACAAACAUGCAAAGUUCCUGGGAGCCACAGAGCUGUCAACCUUCAUCGAAGGCUACUUUCUGAAGAACAUGGUGCUCCUGAUUGAGCUGGAGAACUUUAAGCAGCUCCUGUACGAGGUACCUGCUGAGAGCCCCGGCCCAGGCCCUUCCUACGAUGUGCUCAAUGAUGUGGAACAAACCCUGGCCACUCGCAUCCACUCCAUUCAUCUCUCCUCUUCCAAGGGCUCUGUUGUUUGAUUCCUGUUGCGUCUGAUGCAGUGCAAGAUUUCACCCAUUUUGGCCUGCUGUGCGACUUUGGAUUCAUUGCAGCCUCCUUUUGGUGUCUUUGGCUGAUUUCUAGGAUGAAUGUUUGUGAGCUUAUGACAUCCACUGAUCUGUACCAAGAGGUUGCAGGUCUGUUUUUUUUUAAACUUCAGAGGCGAAUGUGCCAUUUCACAGGAUACAUUACGUGUCAUGCAAACACUUAACCAGCAUUCUGACAUGUAAUCGCUGGGCAAAAACAGACAUUUUACUACUAAAGAUGUCAUCUUCAUUCUGCUUAAGCUCCUGUGGACACCAUGAAUUGGGGUUUAGUCACUGCAUUUCCAUCACAUUAUCUUUCCCUCACCACUUGUCCAGCAACAGAUAUGGAAAAUAUUAAGUAAAGUUUUUCCUUUCACCAGUCACAUUCAAGAUAAAGAACACGUCAAUCAAAAAUGCUCUAAUUACAGACUCAUGAGUGAAAACAUUGAACCAAUCUGCUAUAUCUAAUUAGAGUACACCUUUGAUAUCAAUGUGCCAUUCUCAAAUGAUAUAGAAGCUAUUUAUUUAUGCUAUGACUUUUCUUUGAGUUUACAUUAUUUGUAGCAGUAAAUAAGGAUUAGUAUGGAACAGUGGAUUAGUCUACAAAUUAGUUUGCAAACAGCGUAAAAGUGUGUGUGUGUGUGUG
This is a messenger RNA of Ictalurus furcatus (blue catfish), 4056 nucleotides long. RefSeq names its product BTB (POZ) domain containing 11a (gene abtb3a). NCBI's taxonomy places the organism in Eukaryota, Metazoa, Chordata, Actinopteri, Siluriformes, Ictaluridae. The record is from RefSeq and is a predicted model, not a curated record. Gene Ontology annotation, molecular function: DNA binding; structural constituent of chromatin; protein heterodimerization activity. Bases 297 to 3365 code for a protein of 1022 amino acids. Gene Ontology annotation, cellular component: nucleosome. The transcript is spliced from 17 exons.